Molecule: messenger RNA, 2880 nt
Organism: Malaclemys terrapin pileata
Lineage: Eukaryota; Metazoa; Chordata; Testudines; Emydidae
Gene: NDRG1
Product: N-myc downstream regulated 1
Exons: 16
Coding region: 86-1294 (402 amino acids)
Biological process (GO): signal transduction
Cellular component (GO): cytoplasm
Source: RefSeq, a predicted model, not a curated record
GCGGUGUGACUUGACUGAGGAGCGGGGUCGGGCUGCAGAGACAGACAGAGGCGGCGGUUCCCUCGCUAGGUAUCAGCUACGAACCAUGUCGACAGAACUCCAGGAUGCUCACCUCACAGAGGUGAAACCUCUAGUAGAGAAAGAUGAGGCAAUCACUCGCCUUCUUCCGGAUUUUGAUGUUCAGGAGCAAGAUGUUGAGACUCUGCAUGGCUCUGUCCAUGUUACUAUGUAUGGGACUCCCAAAGGAAACAGGCCUGCCAUCCUAACAUACCAUGAUAUUGGUUUGAAUCACAAAACUUGCUUCAACCCCCUCUUCAACUUUGAAGAUAUGCAGGAAAUAACACAGCACUUCGCAGUCUGUCAUGUGGAUGCACCAGGGCAACAAGAUGGAGCAGCAUCUUUCCCAGCUGGAUACAUGUAUCCCUCCAUGGAUCAGCUGGCAGAAAUGCUCCCUGGGAUCCUAAAACAAUUUGGGCUGAAAAGUGUUAUUGGAAUGGGAACUGGAGCAGGUGCCUACAUCUUAACUAGGUUUGCUCUGAACAAUCCAGAAAUGGUGGAAGGACUAGUUCUCAUCAAUAUAAACCCUUGUGCUGAAGGAUGGAUGGACUGGGCAGCGACUAAGAUCUCAGGAUGGGCUCAUGCCCUUCCAGAUAUGGUCAUUUCACAUCUUUUUGGGAAGGAAGAGAUUCAUAACAACCAUGAUCUGAUCCAUACUUAUCGCCAACAUAUUAUCAACGAUAUGAAUCAAACCAAUCUUCAUCUCUUUGUCAACUCGUACAACAGUCGAAGAGAUCUUGAGAUUGAGCGUCCUAUUCCUGGAGCAAAUGUUGUUACUCUACAAUGCCCUUCACUAUUGGUGGUUGGUGACAGUUCUCCUGCUGUUGAUGCUGUGGUAGAGUGCAACUCUAAACUGGACCCAACAAAGACCACACUCCUAAAGAUGGCAGACUGUGGUGGUCUCCCUCAAGUUUCCCAGCCUGCAAAACUUGCAGAAGCUUUCAAAUAUUUUGUUCAGGGAAUGGGAUAUAUGCCUUCAGCUAGUAUGACCAGGCUUAUGAGGUCCCGUACAGCAUCUGGUUCCAGUGUCACAUCUUUGGAGGGACAAAGGAGCAGAUCUCACACUGGGGAAGGAACAAGAAGCAGGUCCCAUACCGGUGAGGGUGACAGGAACAGAUCCCAUACUGGUGAUGGGUCCAGGAACCGCGCUCACACAGACACGCGCGUUGAGCUCACUCCUAACUCUGCAAGCAAUGCUGAACAACCUAGCCCCAAAUCCAUGGAAGUUUCCUGUUAAAUACCUUUUUAAAAAAAAAACCAAAAACCUGGAUGUAGUUUGAAACUGUAAACCUUUUUAAUGGUUGCCCACUGUGUAUCACAACACAUAGCUGGUAUUAAUCUCAAGCUUUCCUGUAAGAUGAACUCUGUUCACCAGAGUUUAAAAGGGACCAAAGAAAGCAAACAUCUCAAUUGCUCUAUUUUUAUUACUUAAUACGGAUGGUUGCUGCUAUUGUGCCCUCCAACUGAUGCCACAAUUUAAGGGCUGCUUGCCAAAAGUUAAUAUGGCUGUGAACAUUUCAAAAUCAAACCAGACUUACCGAACAUCCUGUUCAAACAAAGAUUUGAAACUAGGAUAUGCCCACUUCUUAUCUCUUAUUUCUUUGGCUAAAUAAAGUGACCCAGUUUGUGGCACAUAUUUAAAAAAAAUUUGGGGGUAGGGGAGGGAAAGCAGUGCUUUAUGGGUGACUUUAAAAACAACAAAACAUGGUACAGCCUCAUGUUGAAGCUGGAGUUCAACUCAAACUGUAUAUAGUUUAAUUUUUUCCUAUUUGAAAUUAAACUUGUGCAUUUAUAGGCCUUCUAAUUAGUAUUUGAGCCUGUUUUACCUAAGUACAGUAAUGUGUUAUUAAAAUAGGCAACUUUUUUGUAUUUGAUGGGUUUUUUGAGAUUUAGUCCCCCCAACCCCCCCCAUUCCUAAGACCUGCUUAACAAAGUGAAGACCAGGUUUAACUUUUUAUAAGCAGGUUAAUAUUUUCUCUUUGGCGGGAUCUUAAACCAAAGAGCUCACAACACAGCAAAGCUUGGUGACGUAGUUGACACUUAAGUAGCUGUACAUGACAAUGAUGACUGCUCAGUGGAAGCAGUUUUACUUUCACAUUCAGUGGCUUUUAAUCUUUGGAGUUUGAGGUGUUUUGUGCAUCCAGCCCAAUUGUAAAUCUCAGAAUUCUGUAAACAAAGCCAGAUGCAGCUGUUAAUUGUUGAGGAAAGAUGAAAAACUGAGGGAUGGCUUGUAAUUAAAUACUGUACACUCAACUGUCACUAAUUACUAGCUCCUAAAACCUCUGAUUUUGAAUUUGCUGGUGCUGAGAAGUGUAUUCCACAGCGGUGGGAGGGGCAAUUUUGUAAUUGAUAAACAUAAUAUUUAGUGACUGUAAAUUUAGCAAUGCAUGAUUCUGCAUCUCAGUGUAACCUACUGAUAUCUCCCAGGUUAUCUUCUUUUGGAAGUAAGUAAGUGGGCAUGGCACCCACAGUUUUCAUAGUGUUCUUCAGCUUUUCUUCCAUACAUACUGGGACAGUCUUUCACUUGCUUUGAUAUAUAUUUGCUACAUCACAAUUCUUAUGUAGCUAUGAAAAAUCAGAUUCUGAGUAAUUAAAUAGCAAGUGUUAAUACCUAAAUUUUUUGGGUAGUUCUCUGUUCAGAAGAACACAACUUAAUGUUAGGUUACUCCACAUUGACUAACUUACUCUUGUGCAGAGUUUCCAUGGUGGUUGGUAGGAACAACAGAUAUUAAAGAGAAUGAACUAUUGUGUAAAGUCUAUCAAAAGUUUUCUUAACGAACUAUUUGUAUUUAUUUCAAAACAAAUAAAUUUGUAACUUUGCAA